AUGGUUCAACAAGAAUUCUACCAGCUCCACCCUGUUGGGUACGAAACCCACCCAGAAGUAGAGGAGUUUCCUCUUUCGACAAUUGAUCUUACGUGCGUGUGCACAUAUAACCAGUAUGGCUUCGUUUUCAAGUUGGACGAGUCUACGGACAGGACUGCACUGGCACAAUUGGUCAGAAAAGGGCUUGAAGCUACGUUAGGACAGUGCCGGCAUCUGGUUGGCACAAUCGAGAAAAACGAGGCCGACGAAUAUGCCAUUGUCAAGAGGCGCAGCAGCGUGGUCCCCUUCGUAGUGCAGUGGAUGGAUGGUCCAGACUCUCAAGCCAAGUCGUUCGAGGAGAUGUCCCGGCUUCACUUUAGCGGAAAAGCAUUCGGGGAUAAAACGUACAUCGGUAUUGAGGGUAUGACCUUUGGUGCGCCUUGUCAUCUUGACAGCAGUCCGGCCGUGAGUGGUUUCAAGCUCAAUUUCAUUCCAGGAGGCAUGAUACUUUGUAUCCACCACCACCAUUAUACCGUUGACGUGAAGGGCACACAUAGCUUAAUCAUACAGUUGGCUGCAAACUGUAAAGCUAUGUUCGAGGGCACUUCACCGCCGUCCUGGGACGACGCAUUCAUGGACCGAUCCUUAUUCAUCACGCCGCCACCGCCCCUUGCGGACAGCGUUGAACCACCCCCAAUGCCACAAAAACACCCUGACCACAAGAGCUGUUACCAGUUGAUCUUUCACCUCGCCAAGAGCAAAGUGGCCGAAAUUAAGCGCAUGGCAACGCCGACAGAUGGAUCAUGGGUAUCGACGUACGAUGCCAUGAUUGCGCUGUGGUGGCGGAUAUCGACCCGAACACGACUGGAUUUCUAUCCCAAGACCAACCUCACCUCAAAGGCGCUGUUCUUUGAGGCCGUGACCAUGAGACACCGGCUCAGACCUCCAUUGCCUGAGCAGUUACAGGCGAAUUGUCUCAACAUCGGCCGCUCCACCCAACUAGAAGAACGGCAACAGCUCACCCUUGCUGAAGUCAUGUCUGACGAGGUCCCCUUGUCACGGCUGGCAAGCGAAGUCCGGGGCAUAACGGACAGCUCAAAUCCGGCAUUUCUGUUCGACAAUAUCAAGAAAGUCGCAAAUGUGCGAGACAAGGCAUCGCUCAUGUUCCGACUGGACUCGUUUGCGCCUCUAUCCUUCAUCGUGACUGAUUGGCGUAAUAGUCCAAUGUGUGAGGAUGACUGGGGUUUCGGCCGGCCAGCCGUCUUCCGGCAUCUGACUAACCAUGGUUUCGAGGCUGAAACCAUCAUGGUGGUCUCACCUCCUAGAACUGUCGAGGUUGACCCCGACGAAGGAUACGAGUUUUUGAUCCCGUUUGAGGAGCACGAUAUUGAAGGGAUUUUGAAAGAUCCCGAUGUUGUCAAAUACUUUGAUUACAGAGGUCUGCAGUAG
This is a messenger RNA of Pestalotiopsis fici W106-1, 1428 nucleotides long. RefSeq lists its product as uncharacterized. The coding region runs from base 1 to 1428 and encodes 475 amino acids. The transcript has a single exon. NCBI's taxonomy places the organism in Eukaryota, Fungi, Ascomycota, Sordariomycetes, Amphisphaeriales, Sporocadaceae. The record is from RefSeq and is a predicted model, not a curated record.